Messenger RNA from Toxotes jaculatrix (banded archerfish), 957 nucleotides. RefSeq names its product olfactory receptor 10A6-like. The transcript has a single exon. Gene Ontology annotation, cellular component: membrane. The record is from RefSeq and is a predicted model, not a curated record. Gene Ontology annotation, molecular function: olfactory receptor activity; G protein-coupled receptor activity. Gene Ontology annotation, biological process: G protein-coupled receptor signaling pathway. NCBI's taxonomy places the organism in Eukaryota, Metazoa, Chordata, Actinopteri, Toxotidae. Bases 1 to 957 code for a protein of 318 amino acids.
AUGGUGAAUUCAAUCUCAUCCACUUUAUCGUAUUUCAUCCUCGGAGCUUAUUUACAUGUUGGAAGUUUAAGAUACUUUUGCUUCAUGAUGACUGCGAUGGUGUACACUGUAAUUAUUAUUUUCAACACAUCUCUGAUUGUGGUCAUCUGUAUGAACAGAAGCUUACAUGAGCCUAUGUACCUGUUUCUGUGCAGCCUGUUUGUAAAUGAACUGUAUGGUAGCACAGGGCUGUUUCCAUUCCUCCUGGUUCAGAUUCUCUCUGACGUUCACACUGUUUCUGCUUCUCUGUGUUUCCUGCAGAUUUUCUGCUUGUACACAUAUGUAAAUAUAGAGUUUUGUAAUUUAGCUGUGAUCUCUUAUGACAGAUACCUGGCUAUCUGUUACCCUCUACAGUAUAACACACUUAUGACGUCUAACAAGGCGUUUAUCUUUAUUAUUUUUGUGUGGUUUUACUCGUUUGUGAAAUUCUUAAUUACUUUAUCGUUAAACAUCCGUUUGACCCUGUGUGGAAACAUCAUAAACAGCUUGUACUGCAGAAAUUACCUCAUUGUGAAGUUGGCCUGUUCUGACACUGAAAUCAACAACAUCUAUGGACUUGUUGCCACUGCUGGUUCCAUCCUGGUUCCUCUGCUUCCAAUCCUUUUCUCGUACAUGAAAAUUCUUAAAAUCUGUUUCUCAGGUUCCAAACAGACCAGACAGAAAGCUGCGAGUACCUGCACACCUCACCUGGCUUCCCUGCUCAACUUUACGUUUGGCUGCUGCUUUGAGAUACUUCAGAGCAGGUUUGAUAUGAGCGGCGCUCCCAUUGUGCUGCGUAUCGUCCUGUCUCUGUAUUUAGCGAUACUCCAACCUCUUUUGAAUCCCGUCAUCUAUGGAAUGCAAAUGUCCAAAAUAAGAAAUACAUGUAAACAUAUCUUCUGUUAUAAUAAGUUGACUAGUCACGCAGAUCCAAGGUAA